UUUAGAAUUUUUCCACUCGCCGCGAAGAAGUCUCGUCCUUGUUGGUCUCGUCAACAUCGCCACCAAAUCGCCACUCUUCUUUAUGAGUCAUUUCAUCAAAUUCCUUCUCAUUAAAUUUGCAGCAAAGCAAACACGUUGUUCCAUCCAUAACCAGAGGAGACGAGAACCAUCAGCGCAACGACUGAUCAUGAACUGAUCGACUCAUAAACUCACGUAAACUCAUUCAGCUCACUUGGACUUCUCGGUUCUAGGUACAUAGAAAGCGGAAAGGCAAAGACAAUUAAUCAAAGGACGGAAUGGAAAAAAGGCAGACCGGAAGAGGAUAAACCAGAAAAGUUGAUCGGUGCCCGGUGGACCUUUGGCGGCGGAUAAAAACACCCCCAGUUGGAGUGUGACUCGUCAUCCACAGUUUAAUUUUCUCAUUGGAUUCCAUUUUAGGUGUAUUCAGAUUUAAAAGAAAUAUGGAGGAAUAUUUUACCAAGGACACUUUUGAGAACAUCAUUGCUUACCUUCGAAUCAACAAUGCUGAAGUUUUUUCCUUCGGCACUGCUUCUGAUGUCACAAAAAUUGCCAUUUUGACAGCUAUUGGGUUAUUCUUUUUCUACUUGCUCAAGAAAUUUGAAAGCCUAUUGAAUCGAGAAUAUGCUGAAUCAUUUGUCUACAAAGUGAAAAACGAGUCUCAAUUGCUCAACGAAGUCCACAUUUGCUCCACUCUCCCUCAUGAGAGACAAAACUUGAACCGUUGCGUCAGUUUGAUCAUGGAAGCUCCCAAUGUCAUCAACGUGCCUCGGGAGCCAUAUGGCUUCACCCCCUUCUUGAAUGCAUGCUGGUCCGGCUGUACACCAUUGGUGCGGUUCAUGUUGGCUAACGGUGCCAAUAUCAACCGCAAAACCAAGAAUGGAGAUUCUCCACUUUACCUUGCUGUCCGAUCUCUGCUCGAUGCCGGAGAUCAGAGUUGUGAUUUGAACCUGCUCGGCAUCCUGCUUGCUGCAGGAUGUGAUGUAGAUGAAGCUAAUUACAACGGAAUGACUGCUCUGCACCUGGCAUCCAGUGCUGGAAACAGUGCUAUUGUGAAGUGGCUGCUGGAUCACGACGCAGACACCAAAUUGAAAACUUCCAAUGGUGAAACUGCCCUCAAGCUGGCUCGGGGUAGAGGACAUCAAGACGUGGUGGGUAUGUUUCCAUCUCCCUUGGCUGCUAUAUAAGAAUACGUAAAUAAGUAAUUUAGGCAAUUUAGUUAUUGAGUGAAGCUUCAAUUUAACUAAGUGCAGUUCAAAAGUAUAUCGGUGCAGUAAAAAUUUAAAAGACGGAUGUAAAGUGUAUAUGGAUGACAAAUUUAUUUGCUCUUUGAUGGUUUAGAAAAUUGUGUGCAGUGUGAAGAACAUUCAAAUAUGUAUAAAAUAGCAGCAGGCACACACACUCAAAAUACGUGAUUAUAACAAGGAACAAAGUGUACAUACGACAAUUUUUUAGUGACGAAGUCUUUAAUUACGAAGCAUGUGUAAAUAGAUGCAUAACAUUUGUAUCAAAGAUCACAUUGGACACGCUUAAAGUUAAGACGAGCAGGACUUUGUAAGAAUUGACCAAUUCAUUAGCCACACAUUUGAAAGGGAGCGAGUGUUGAUUGAAGUGAUUGUCAAAACAGUGCACAAUAUAAUAGUUUUAGAAGUUAAGAAAGCUCAUGACACUCAGAGAAAAGGCUGGUGAUACAUUUGAGUAAGCAUUAAUAAAGUCAAGUUCCCAUAUUUCCAAUAAUUUUCCACUUCUACAUUAGAUUUUCAAUCAGCCUUGUGUACUGUAACAAACCAGUGCACCCUCUUUCUGACUAAAAGUAUGUAUGUAGUUGAUUUCAAAUAAAAUUUUUAAGCAUUA
Molecule: messenger RNA, 1872 nt
Organism: Neocloeon triangulifer
Lineage: Eukaryota; Metazoa; Arthropoda; Insecta; Ephemeroptera; Baetidae
Product: ankyrin-3-like
Exons: 9
Coding region: 462-1205 (247 amino acids)
Molecular function (GO): protein binding
Source: RefSeq, a predicted model, not a curated record